AAUCUAAAAUGGAAGAAACCCACUUACAAAAGACUGUGCAAGAAAAAGUUGCUGUUGAUAUAUACUUAUCUGCUUAUGCUAAUGCCAGGAAAUACUAUGAUGUAAAAAAACAAUCGGUAAUCAAACAGGCUAAGACUUUAGCUGUCGCUGACAAGGCAUUUAAAAGUGCCGAGCAAAAAAUUAAACAAGACCUUAAAGAAACCAAAACAACCACAUCCAUAAAUAAAAUUCGAAAACCUUUUUGGUUCGAAAAAUUUUGGUGGUUUAUCUCGUCCGAAAAUUAUCUUGUCAUUGCUGGUCGUGACAUGCAACAAAAUGAAUUGCUGGUUAAACGACAUCUUCGUAAAGGCGAUUUGUACGUUCACGCAGAUUUGCAUGGUGCCGCUACAGUUAUUAUUAAAAAUAAUAAUGCCAAUCAGCCAGUACCUCCAAGCACACUUCUUCAAGCAGGAACUAUGUCGGUCUGCCAAAGCAAAGCUUGGGAAGCGAAGAUAGUUACUAGCGCAUAUUGGGUCCAUGCGGAUCAAGUAUCCAAAACCGCACCAACUGGGGAGUACCUCACAACCGGUUCUUUCAUGAUUCGUG
Messenger RNA from Scutellospora calospora, 585 nucleotides. The record is from the annotation of a GenBank genome assembly. NCBI's taxonomy places the organism in Eukaryota, Fungi, Glomeromycota, Glomeromycetes, Diversisporales, Gigasporaceae.